Triplophysa rosa is the source of this 842-nucleotide messenger RNA. RefSeq lists its product as uncharacterized. Lineage: Eukaryota; Metazoa; Chordata; Actinopteri; Cypriniformes; Nemacheilidae. The transcript is spliced from 4 exons. The record is from RefSeq and is a predicted model, not a curated record. The coding region runs from base 189 to 800 and encodes 203 amino acids.
CACAAACCCGCAAACCACAGGCUGUGGAGUUAGUAGAGGAAGAGUAGUUUCGGAAGAAAUACAAAAUGGUGAAAAUUCGCCGAGUGUGAUUGGUGAUGGCAACAAAGCGUUAGGUUCUUUGUCGAAUCUGGUAGCUAAUAUACCGGCCUUGGUAGGCCUACACAGAGAUUCGGUGAAUCCGUCUGUCAAUGUCUGUUAGAACUACAAAUGUGACAACUGCCCAAGUACAUGCGGAGGCCAGCAGUCAAAACAGGGAGCGUCCACCCCAGACGGAGCAGUCAAGACACGACAUAGCCACACGAACUGAGGUUGUUGUAAACGACAACGAUGUUUGGGAUGAUAAUUUAGUUGAAGCUUGGGAAGCGGCUGAUUUUACCCAGGCUGACCCCGCGGUGCUGCCGGCUAACCAAGAGGCGUUUAGGUUAGAAUCUGGUACGAGCCAUACGUUAACCCUGGAGGAGGUUGUCUUAAGGAACGAUGGGGCAACGGGCUACGCUGAGAUGUGUGGACAUCUUGCUCAGAUUAGCACAGAAUUGAGGCUCGCAAGAGAGGAGCGACAAAGUGAUCGAGAGGAACGACAAAGGGAUCGCGAGGAUCGCCGCAGGGACAGAAAGUUGUUUGAAAACUUCAAACGCAUCGUCACCGCUAAUAUUUCCAAAAAUUCUGUCGGCAUCAGAGAAAGCCUAGCGAGACAACGACUGAUUCGAAGCGCUGUAAAGGACGUUCUUGAAAAUCAGUCUCAAAGUGUUGUUUUGUUUAUGGAAAUUAUCAACAUGGCCAGACGAAGAUCUGGUGAGUAAAUACAUUUAUUUAUAGCGAUUUGCUGUUUAUUGAUAUACGUC